AUGUCAGAAUCCGAAACGCAGUUCCCUGAAACUAGGGACGAUUCUCCCGAUUACAGUUCAGCCCGCAAACAGCGACGAACGGCCAGCUUUGCCCAAGAAGAAUUUAUCGGGUUGCAAUCGAUGAACAAAUCUGCAACGUUUUCCCCAAUGGCAGACUCGAACCCGUCACAAAACAAAUCAAGCCCAGAUCCAUUCGCGCCGAAAGCGAAACAUGGGGUGUGUUUCACUCCUGAAUCGGACAACGGAAAGGAUCGUGCCCUGCGAAAGUCGCUUUCUCGUGUGCCGACGCCACACCCCAGGGAAUUCUCCGAGAUGAUCCGCAAACAGCAAGAAGCUGAGGACGAAGAAGAAGACAAGAAAGACGAAGAUUUGGAUUAGGACACUGAAAACGAGGGAGUGUUCACUUGUGGUAGCGGCUGUUCGCUCGAAUCUCCGUGGCGCGAUAUAGCUGCUCGUAGAGGAACAACCGAACCUGACGCACGAGUGGGACACAAAGAAUGUACAUUAAUGUUAGCUACUCUGUGAAUAUGAAGAAACCAAAAAAGGGCUUCCCAGCGUGACGCGAUGCGAUCCCUUUGCCGCCCUCACCAUUUUAUGCGUAAAUGUGAGAGGCCCCAAGCUCAACAACCUCGCGUUCCCGCUCGCCUGUACUACAUCCCGAACAUCCUUGGAAAUGCCCGCAGCAUCGCCAAUGACGAACGCGGCCCUACUCCCACCCUCCUGAAGGGCUUCAUACAACCGCUCCGCAAAAUGGAUGCUAUCCCUCGGCAUGCCGCCCUUCUCGUCCAGCACGAAAACCGGAGCGCGCCGCGCGAGGUCUGCGACGGUGCGCGCAGCGUGCUCCGGCUUGACCCAACGCGAGGACACGGAGAGCACGGGCGACAUGCGCUUCGACAGCUCGGUGAUCGAGGCGUCAAACACGCUGUCCUUGCCGGAGCGCUUGCAUAGCGUCACGACUUCUACCUGCAGCUUGGCACGUGGACGCGGUGUCGGUCGCGAGGCGAGGCGACGAGAUUGCCGAAGCGAGCGGUGGCGAAUGGUCGGGAGGAGGAGGGCACACGGAUGGCAAGGGAGGAAGGCAAACAUUACUACCGUGACAGCAUUCGCGGCAGAGCUGAAAGGGAGUGAUUUGAUGUAACGAACAGAGGUUUAGAGCCGAAGACGCCCUCUACAUUUCCUCGCAAGGCCGUCCAUAUUCUGACCUCCAGAAACAUGUUUACAGACCACGGCAGCGACGACACUGCUAGUUCCCGAAGUGUAGUAGGGGUCAUGACCCCCCAUCCCCCAUCUUUGUAAAUUUUCUAGAAAACAAGAUCGUCCGCAU
Molecule: messenger RNA, 1324 nt
Organism: Chondrus crispus (carragheen)
Lineage: Eukaryota; Rhodophyta; Florideophyceae; Gigartinales; Gigartinaceae
Exons: 2
Coding region: 1-378 (125 amino acids)
Source: RefSeq, a predicted model, not a curated record